CCUUCCUGCUCUCGCCGCUCGGCGGCCUCAUGGUGGCCGAAGCCGUGCUUGGCUUAUUGACGUGGGCUCUUAUUGCUGACACGACGUACUACCUCCACGCAGCCUACGGCUGGGUCAUGUUCGUGGCCAUCUUCUUCUGGAUAUUGACGGUCAUUUUCUUGGUGAUCUACCUGCUGCAGCUUCACUUGAAAUUCCACAUCGUUCCCUGGCCCCUCGUGCUACUGAUCUUCAACGCGACGGCCACCGUGCUGUAUAUCACGGCUUUCGUGACGUGCUCCGCGGCCAUCAAGCCGACGUCGUGGCGCCAGUGGGACUACAACAGGAGAGCCGCGGCCGCUUUCUUCGCCUGCCUCGUGAUGGUGGCCUACGGGGCCAGCACCUUCUUCAGCUUCUGUGCCUGGAGAGGGCUCGGCAGCAACGCUGCCACCAGCCAAGUGACCAACCGUGCCUGAGGGAGCAGCAGGCGGCUGGCGCGCGCCCGCGGCUCCAAGGCCGCGUGCACGGGCAGGAUGAGGAGCAGGGCGGAGCCGGGCUUUGCGCCGGGUGACGGCACCUCUCUCCACACUCCGUCUCCUACAGAAACCAGCCUGCGGUGACCGUCGUCCCCAGCUGUCCAGCCGUGGUGGGCAGCUGUUCUGCGGUCCCCGAUGAUGCUCCCCGUUGACGUGUCCGCAGCACAAACCCACCACAGCCAGGGCUGGCCUCGGCCCGAGACCCAGCACGGGCUGGAGACCAAACCUCCUGCCUGUCCUUGAGC
Messenger RNA from Nothoprocta perdicaria, 757 nucleotides. RefSeq names its product plasmolipin (gene PLLP). Gene Ontology annotation, biological process: myelination. NCBI's taxonomy places the organism in Eukaryota, Metazoa, Chordata, Aves, Tinamiformes, Tinamidae. Gene Ontology annotation, cellular component: membrane. Gene Ontology annotation, molecular function: structural constituent of myelin sheath. Bases 30 to 452 code for a protein of 140 amino acids. The transcript is spliced from 4 exons. The record is from RefSeq and is a predicted model, not a curated record.